Messenger RNA from Aspergillus novofumigatus IBT 16806, 2053 nucleotides. Its product is annotated as transcription factor domain-containing protein. The record is from RefSeq and is a predicted model, not a curated record. Gene Ontology annotation, biological process: DNA-templated transcription. The transcript has 3 exons. The coding region runs from base 1 to 1983 and encodes 660 amino acids. Gene Ontology annotation, molecular function: zinc ion binding; DNA binding. NCBI's taxonomy places the organism in Eukaryota, Fungi, Ascomycota, Eurotiomycetes, Eurotiales, Aspergillaceae.
AUGGACUCUUCGGAUCUCACCUCUGGCCCGUCGGAGAUUGGUUCCCUAACAGCGCACUCGAAUGAAGAGAGCCAGUUCGUUGGCAGUUCCAGCGGCGUCUUUUUCAUCAAUACCGUUCGACGUGCAUUCUCCAAGGACUUGGAUUCGUCCAAAAUAAGUUUGCCUCUGCCGGAAGACACGCUUGUGGGCAGCGAAGAGUCGCAUGCUGACCAGUCCCCGUUUACUGCCCGCUCUCCGUCCGUGUCUGGGCCAUCCGCCUCUCUUUCUCAGUGGCAGUAUGAUUCAGAAAUCGCUCAUGAGCUCGGGAAGGCCCCGCCACUGGACAUGGCCAGGGAACUCAUGAUGGUCUACUUCAAAGUGUGGCAUCCCCUGUUCCCGUUUCUACAUGGCCCCAGCUUCCUGCGGGCGAUGGAGUUGCUUUACUCAGACUCGCACGGGACUGAAGGGCAUACCCAUGUGAAUAUCCCGUCUAUGUCUACGGACCACCGGAACGCGUGCUGGACAACAAUCUUUCAGUGCGUGUUCAACCUCGCAAGCCAUCUGCGACCUGAUCUGGCCCUUCCGCCGGAAUCCCGAAUCAAAUCCCCGGGAAGCAUGCAUUCCUUGCUCGCUAUUCUUACGCGGAGGCAGGACCUCCCGUCCUUGCAGGCUCUUCUCGCGGCGCAGCUGUACCUUGUAGCCAAGAUGUCUCUUCGGACGGCGUCCACGGUAGGCGGCUGUAUUCUCCGGUCUAUGCUACACGCGGGUCUCCAUCGAUGCCCGUUUCGCUACAAAGAGCUUUCGACUCACGACCGGCAGUUGCGCCAAAGGAUUUUCUGGUGCGCGUAUGCUAUCGACCGGUACCUGAGCCAGGCUCUGGGCUUGCCUCUCGGUAUACAGGAUUCGGACGUUGACGUCUGCGCUCCAGGAACCCACGAGAUUCAUUCGCCAGGUUUGCACAAGGUUCGGGACACAAGUGAGGGCUCGAUGCCGCGUUUUGUUACAGACAGUCCCGAAAAUGGCGCACAGGCGUCAAACACAGCUGCACAGAUUGAGCUCACCAACCCCCAGCAUCCCCCUCAACACCGACACAGCGGCACAAUAGACCCCAGUGAACACGAAAAACAUCAAAGAGAAAUAGCGUUCAUGAGCUACGUCGAAUCCGGCAAAUUGACCGGCCGCGCUCUGGAGCUCUUCCACAAGUCCAUCCUCGUCCGCUCCGUCCGCCGCAGCUCCGUCCUCAUCCUCGUCACAGACGUGCACAAAUGGUGGAACAGCCUCCCCCAGCCUCCUCUACCACCACCUCAUCCUCCUCAUCAACCGUCCCUCUCUCUCCCUCCCCCCUCAACCCCCGAGUUCAACUCCGGCCUGCAAACCUGCAUCGGCGCCGCAAGAGGCAUCCUCUCCGCGCUCCGCGCCCAGAUCGACGCAAAGCAGGCGCUCUUUUGGCCGGGCUUUCUCUCCGCAGCCUGGAUGGCAGGCCUGGUCCUCGCCUUUGCCUGCCAGCUUGAACAGUACGUCUGGUCAAAGGGGUCUGUCGAAAUAACCGACUGCCUCACCUUCCUCCGAGUCAUGUCUGCGGACUGGGACACGGCGAAACACUGCCAUCGAGCGCUGAGUCUCCUCGCCGAGAACAUCCGGCAGUCGUUUACUUCUGCACAACCUCCUCGAAUCUCGACCUCGAACCCGAACAUCAAUCCCUCCUCACGCGAGGAACCCGCAAUCGCAAACCCACCCAAGAGACGGAAACUCUCCUCCUAUGAUCCCUCGGGUCCUCUCCCGAGCGCCAGUGCCAGUGCAGAGUCGAUACCCGGCCAAGGUAUAGGUUCGCUAAAUGCACCCGAGUCGGGAGAUGUGCCACUUGAGCUCAAUACGAUGGUUCCGACUACCGAGACGGAUUACCUCGGCCAAUCGGAUUUUGACCUUAACAUGGCGGAUCUGCUUCAGGGAGCGAACUUUGACUAUCUACUUGAUAUGUUCGGGCAGCAGUAUCCAAGUUUUUGAAAUCUACAUAUCGUCUGGUUUGUUUCUUGUGCUCAGACUUUUCAGACGAUAUGACUUGGACUGUAGAUAC